Corylus avellana is the source of this 1170-nucleotide messenger RNA. The record is from RefSeq and is a predicted model, not a curated record. NCBI's taxonomy places the organism in Eukaryota, Viridiplantae, Streptophyta, Magnoliopsida, Fagales, Betulaceae.
AUGUCCUUUGAGCCACCUACUCAUAUUUUGAGACCAAGCCGGGUAAUUGGAGCCAUCGAGAAUAAUAGGGAUAGGGCGGCGCGUGGUGGCCGGAAACAGUACUUGGUGGUGGUGGUUCAAAAUUCCAGAGACUUCAGGCGGCGCGUGGAUGGUCCUGGUGGCGCGUUCUUUUUGCAGGGGCAUGGAACUGCGGUUGAGGUUGUAUUGCCACAUGUUGAGCAUCGCUUUUGUGUUCGGCACCUACAUGCGAACCUCAAAGUUAAAGGCUACACAAGGAAAGCUAUGAAGGAUCAGUUGUGGGGGGCUGCACGUGCAGCCAAUGUUUAUGCGUUUGACCAUCACAUGCAGAAUAUACUAUCAAUGGAUAAAGGGGCACACGAAUACCUUAGUGGUGUACCUAAGGCAUCAUGGUCCAGACAUGCUUUCAGCUGCCAAACCAAAAGUGAUAUGUUAUUAAGCAACUUGGCUGAGAGCUUUAAUGCAUGGAUUAAGGAAGCUAGGUCUAAGCCUAUACUGACUAUGCUUGAAGAAAUUUCUCAGCAAAUAAUGGCACGCUUCCAGCAGAAAAGGAAUGGAAUCCGGUCGACACACUACACCAUAUGCCCAAAGAUCCAUAAAAAAUUGGAGAGGUCAAAAAGUGAUGCAAGGAAUUGUAUUAGUCGGUGGCAGAAUGAGUUGGAGUUUGAGAUCGAGCACAUAUACGAGCCACGGCAUUUAGUCCGGUUAGAUCAUCACACAUGCACAUGUGGAAGAUGGCAGGUGAGUGGGAUCCCUUGCUCCCAUGCUUGUGCUGCAAUUUACAUGCAUAAACAAAACCCGGAGGAUUAUUUGGAUGAUUAUUACAAGAUGGACAAGUACAUACAAGGAUAUGCAGCUCGAGUUUAUGGCAUGGAAGGUCCACAGACAUGGCCAGCUGAUGAUCCAUGCGAUCAAAUCCUGCCACCUUGCAUUAGAAGGGCUCCUGGUCGACCAAAGAUUAGUAGGCGAAAAGCUGUAGAUGAGCCGACUAACCCCUACAAGCUGACCCGUAGUGGAUAUAUCGUUAAAUGUGGAAAUUGUGGGGGUUUAGGGCAUAAUUACAAAGGUUGUCAUUUACCUUUGAAUACGGACCGGAAGAGGUGGAAACCAAAGAAAUAUAAGCUGAAAAAAAUGCUGAUCAAGCACAGGUAA